Molecule: messenger RNA, 3560 nt
Organism: Eptesicus fuscus (big brown bat)
Lineage: Eukaryota; Metazoa; Chordata; Mammalia; Chiroptera; Vespertilionidae
Gene: PDE10A
Product: phosphodiesterase 10A
Exons: 22
Coding region: 1-3171 (1056 amino acids)
Biological process (GO): negative regulation of receptor guanylyl cyclase signaling pathway; signal transduction
Molecular function (GO): protein binding; 3',5'-cGMP-stimulated cyclic-nucleotide phosphodiesterase activity
Source: RefSeq, a predicted model, not a curated record
AUGGCCAACCGCGAGGCGCCGCGCGCUCCCCGCCCCCAGGCCCCCCUGCCCGCAGCCGGGGACCCGCCCGGCUCCGGCCCCGGCAAACUCCGCCUGGAGCCCCAGCGCAGCGCGGCCGGCGGGGGGAGCGCAGUCCCCGAGAGUCCGGGCCGGGGCCGGACCGAGCGCGCCCCGCCCACGCGCCCACCCCCCUGCAGCGCCGGCCGCGCCAGGCCCGCGGGGGGCCUCGGUGCCCUGGCUGCGCGCGGCGCCUGGGUCCCAGCCCGCGCUCCCUGCGCGCUCGCCCUCCCCUCCCCUGUCCCCUCCCCCUUUCCAUCUUCCUUUUACUUCUGGCCGCCGCCCCCGCUGCCCCCUCCUUCUCUCGUCCCCUCCUCAUCUGCCUUCCACCUCCCCGCGCAGCUCCCAGGAAGGGAGGGCGCAGCAGCGGCGGCUGGAAGAGGCGGCGGCGAUGCUGGCGGCGGCGGGGGACCGGAGGCAGCUCCCCUGAGCGUCCCCCCCGGCGGCAGUCCCCGCGGCGGCGGCGGCAGCGGCGGGCGGCGGCUCCUCCUCUCCCCGGCGCUCCUGGGUCUGCUGCUCCCGGCCCGCGCCGGGCCCCGCCUGCCGCCGCCGCCCCGGCUCCCGCUCGGCCCCUCCGCCCGCCGCGCGGGCUCCGCGGGCUUCCCGGGCCCCGGCGGGCACCGCUCCGGCCUCGGCCCCAGCGCAGGAGGUGGCGGCCAGACCCCGCGGCGGCCCGGAGGCGCAGGCUUCGCCCUCGCCGCCGCGGCCCCGCUGCGCUUCGGCUCCGACAUGGAAGAUGGACCUUCUAACCACACGAGCUGCUUCCGAAGGCUGACGGAGUGCUUCCUGAGCCCCAGUUUGACAGAUGAAAAAGUGAAGGCAUAUCUUUCUCUUCACCCUCAGAUAUUAGAUGAAUUUGUAUCUGAAAGUGUUAGUACAGAGACGGUAGAGAAAUGGCUGAGGAGGAAGAAUAACAAAGCAGAAGAUGAGUCGGUGCCUAAGGAAGUCAGCAGGUACCAAGAUACGAACAUGCAGGGAGUCGUGUAUGAACUGAACAGCUACAUCGAGCAGCGGCUGGACACAGGCGGGGACAACCAGCUGCUGCUGUACGAGCUGAGCAGCAUCAUCAGAACAGCCACAAAAGCGGAUGGAUUUGCACUGUAUUUCCUUGGCGAGUGCAAUAAUAGCCUGUGCGUGUUCACGCCCCCUGGCAUCAAGGAGGGCAAACCCCGGCUCAUCCCCGCGGGGCCCAUUGCCCAGGGCACCACCACCUCCGCCUACGUGGCCAAGUCCCGGAGGACGCUGCUCGUGGACGACAUCCUUGGGGAUGAACGAUUUCCAGGCGGUACUGGACUGGAAUCAGGGACGCGGAUCAAGUCCGUUCUCUGUUUGCCGAUCGUCACGGCGAUUGGCGACCUGGUAGGCAUCCUGGAGCUGUACCGGCACUGGGGCAAGGACGCCUUCUCUCUGCGCCAGCAGGAGGUGGCAACAGCGAACCUCGCCUGGGCGUCUGUCGCCAUUCACCAGGUGCAGCUCUGCAGAGGCCUCGCCAAACAGACGGAGCUGAAUGACUUCCUACUGGACGUGUCAAAAACGUAUUUUGAUAACAUAGUCGCCAUAGAUUCUCUACUUGAACACAUAAUGAUUUAUGCCAAGAACCUGGUGAACGCCGACCGCUGCGCCCUCUUCCAGGUGGACCACAAGAACCAGGAGCUGUACUCCGACCUCUUCGACAUCGGGGAGGUGAAGGAGGGCAGGCCCGUCUUCAAGAAGACCAAGGAGAUCAGGUUCUCCAUUGAGAAAGGGAUUGCUGGCCAGGUAGCGAGGACGGGGGAAGUGCUAAACAUUCCGGAUGCCUACGCAGACCCGCGCUUCAACAGGGAGGUGGACCUGUACACGGGCUACACCACGCGCAACAUCCUGUGCAUGCCCAUCGUGAGCCGCGGCAGCGUGAUCGGCGUGGUGCAGAUGGUGAACAAGAUCAGCGGCAGCGCCUUCUCCAAGACGGACGAGAACAACUUCAAGAUGUUCGCCGUCUUCUGUGCGUUAGCCUUGCACUGUGCCAACAUGUACCACCGGAUCCGCCACUCGGAGUGCAUCUACCGCGUGACCAUGGAGAAGCUGUCCUACCACAGCAUCUGCACGGCCGAGGAGUGGCAGGGCCUCAUGCGCUUCACGCUGCCCGGGCGCCUCUGCAAGGAGGUGGAGCUAUUCCACUUUGACAUUGGUCCCUUUGAGAACAUGUGGCCUGGGAUUUUUGUCUACAUGAUCCAUCGUUCCUGUGGGACGUCCUGCUUUGAUUUUGAGAAGCUGUGCCGCUUCAUCAUGUCCGUGAAGAAGAACUACCGGCGGGUGCCCUACCACAACUGGAAGCACGCGGUGACCGUGGCGCACUGCAUGUACGCCAUCCUGCAGAACAACCUGGGGCUCUUCUCCGACCUGGAGCGCAAAGGACUGCUCAUCGCGUGUCUGUGCCACGACCUGGACCACAGGGGCUUCAGCAACAGCUACCUGCAGAAGUUCGACCACCCGCUGGCCGCGCUCUACUCCACGUCCACCAUGGAGCAGCACCACUUCUCCCAGACCGUGUCCAUCCUGCAGCUGGAAGGGCACAACAUCUUCUCCACCCUGAGCUCCAGCGAGUACGAGCAGGUGCUCGAGAUCAUCCGCAAAGCCAUCAUCGCCACGGACCUCGCCCUCUACUUCGGCAACAGGAAGCAGCUGGAGGAGAUGCACCAGACGGGCUCGCUGAACCUCAACAACCAGUCCCACAGAGACCGCGUCAUUGGCUUGAUGAUGACUGCCUGUGACCUUUGUUCUGUGACGAAACUGUGGCCAGUUACAAAGUUGACGGCCAACGACAUUUAUGCAGAGUUCUGGGCUGAGGGCGACGAGAUGAAGAAGCUGGGAAUACAGCCCAUUCCUAUGAUGGACCGGGACAAGAGGGAUGAGGUCCCACAAGGCCAGCUCGGCUUCUACAACGCGGUGGCCAUCCCCUGCUACACCACCCUCACCCGGAUCUUCCCGCCCACGGAGCCGCUCCUCAAAGCCUGCAGGAACAACCUCAGCCAGUGGGAGAAGGUGAUCCGCGGGGAGGAGAACCCAUCCUGGAUCUCGUCCCAGCCGGCGGCCCCGGGCCCCUCGGAGAAGCUGCCUGUGAAGAUGGACGACUGAUGGCCGGGGGGGGGGGGGUGCCCACCACAGACGCUCGUCUCGCUUCUUUGACUUUUCUGCCUUUUGUUUUCGUGGGGAAACCUAUACCUGGCGACCGGGACGCCAGCCUCGUGCAGAAGGUGCCAUCAAGUGACUCCGCCCACAGCUGACCUGCCAGGCUCACCCGCACGCGUCGCAGACAGCGACCCGCGGGGCCACGGGCCGGCGAGCCGGCCUGGCCUUACGGCUGACAUUGCUGAGGCCUUACUGGGGACGACAGACGUUCUUCACAAAGGGUGCUUUGCCCUGGUCUUUCCAGCGAGGGUUGGAACUGGUACUAUUACGAUAGUGUACUUGGGCUCUCACACCGUCGCUUCGAUGUUGUUGGCUAUAAACAGGAGUUUUAUGCA